AUGGCCUAUCAUUUGAGUUCACAUAUUCGAAUUUUCGUACGUUGCAACGAAAAAACCCAGAGUGAUUAUGUUGAACUUUCAAACUUCAACGUUCAACUGAUGGAUAGGAAGAUGAGUAGAUUGUGCCACAAAUUGCCAGAGAAUCGGCGCGUGAUCAUCUCUGACAACAACUUCUUCCGUGUGACAUUCAAAUCAAACGAUAGAUUCGACUCAACAGGUUUCCUCGCCACGUACGAGUUCAAAAAAAUUGAAGGUGGCGUUGUGCUCCGCCGACUCCUGACAUAUUCAAUUACAACUUCAUUUCCAGCUGGUGGUGGAGGUGGAGAUGAAAGAGAUGACGACCGCGAUGAUGAUGGCGUUGACGGAAAGUCAGCUAAGAAGCACGCGAACCUGGCGUUUGGCGGGAAACAAACUGGCAGUUUACUCUUGUUCUACGCCAUCUCUAGCAGUUUUUUCAUCCACUAUUUUUGA
Helobdella robusta is the source of this 471-nucleotide messenger RNA. RefSeq lists its product as hypothetical. Bases 1 to 471 code for a protein of 156 amino acids. The transcript has 5 exons. NCBI's taxonomy places the organism in Eukaryota, Metazoa, Annelida, Clitellata, Rhynchobdellida, Glossiphoniidae. The record is from RefSeq and is a predicted model, not a curated record.